Molecule: messenger RNA, 3162 nt
Organism: Rodentolepis nana
Lineage: Eukaryota; Metazoa; Platyhelminthes; Cestoda; Cyclophyllidea; Hymenolepididae
Source: the annotation of a GenBank genome assembly
AUGCGCCGCGAAAGAAGUAAUCGCCAGAAUAUCAGAGUAGCUGUUCGUUGCAGACCCUUUAACAGUCGUGAGGAGAACUUGGGAGAUUUCAGCAUUGUCGAGUCAUGCAAGGAUCAGCAAAUUGUACUAAAAGAUAAAUCAACUUCUUUACGGUCUUACACUUUCGAUCGUGUUUUCGGACCUCACUCUAAGCAAAAGGAUAUAUACAAUGACAUGGUUGCGCCGACUGUUGUUGAGGUAUUAGAGGGUUACAACUGCACAAUUUUUGCUUAUGGUCAAACCGGUACCGGAAAAACUUAUACCAUGACUGGUGAGAGAUCGGAUUCACUACGUUACACUUGGGAGACUGAUCCCACCGCUGGAAUUGUUCCCAGAGCUCUCAAUCAAAUUUUCUCCACGUUGGAAGCAAUGGGCUGUGAUUUUUCUGUUCGUGUCUCCUUUUUGGAGCUCUAUAAUGAAGAAUUAUUUGAUUUGCUCUCAUCUGGCGAAGGAACUGUUCGACUUGCAAUAUAUGAUGACUCAAACAAAAAGGGUUCAGUUCUUGUAAAGGGACUGCGCGAAGUGGCUGUACAUAACAAAGAUGAAGUAUAUGGUAUUCUUGAAAAGGGUCUAAUUCGUCGACAGACAGCCAAUACUCAGCUUAAUGCUCAAUCAAGUCGUUCUCAUACCGUCUUUACUGUUACAGUACAUAUUAAAGAGAGUUUCCCAGAAGAGGAUGAAGUUUUCCUCAAGAUUGGAAAAUUGAAUUUGGUUGAUCUUGCUGGUAGUGAGAAUAUAGGCCGCUCUGGUGCACUGGAUAAGAGGGCUAGAGAGGCUGGUUCAAUUAAUCAAAGCCUCCUCACCCUUGGCCGCGUUAUUACUUGCUUAGUGGACCACAGCCCCCAUAUUCCCUACCGUGAAAGCAAACUCACACGUCUUUUACAGGACUCGUUAGGUGGUAAAACUAAGACCUCAAUUAUUGCCACUAUCGGACCUGGAAUUUCAUCUUUUGAGGAAACAAUAUCGACCCUGGAUUACGCUCACAGAGCAAAGAACAUUCAGAAUCGUCCAGAGAUUAACCAAAAGCUUAACAAGACUCAGUUGAUCAAAGGUUAUAACGAGGAAUUGGAACGUCUAAGACGGGAUCUUGAAGCUACUCGUUCCAAAACGGGUGUUUUUAUCGAUUCUGAUAACUAUGCAGCUAUGACUUUACAGUUGAAGCAGCAAAGAACUCGUAUUGAUGAUUUGGAGAGCAGAAGAGAGGUGCUAGAGGCAGAUUUGGAUGCGGCAUUUAAAAAUUUUGAACUUACCCAACAGGAAUUAUGUGAAAUCAAAGAUGUUAAAGAGGCAAUCGAAUCUGAACUGAAUAAAGCAAAUGAGGAUUUAAGGUCUACAAUGGAGAGGCUUGAAGAAACGCAAAGGAGGCUGAAGGAGGAGAAGUACUUGCGAACGGAGUACCAAAUCACCGAAGAGAGGCUAGCUGAACGGACAAGGGACUUGAUCUCAGUUGCCAGUACAUUUGAAGCAGAUAUUGAGGGUCUGCAUGGCAAAAUUGAUCGUUUCAAAUCGCUUGAGCUGAAGAACCGGUCGGCUAUUCAACAACUUCCUGAGGGAUUUUUGGCCGAGAAUCUUAAAAAACCACUUGAGGUGGUUUGCACUCUGGAGAAUGAUAUUUCGUCUGAGAUUGAGCAGCUAUCGAAUCAGCUAGUUGUGGUUCUUCUAUCUGUGUUUCUAGGAGAUGCAUGCAAGCAGUUACAGGCUUCAAAUGAGGCAAAUUUGAGAGAGGUCGAUCAACUCUCCUCUGUCCUCGCUUCUAUAGUUUCAUCAAAUUUGAAAAGGUGUGUCAAUGGUGUUGAGAACUUAGUGAAUACUCAGGUCGAAACUGUCACGCAAUUCCGCGUUAAUACUAUGGAUUCAGCCCUUGAUGUGGUUAACAAUCUAGGCUCUGAAUUACGGGAAAAUCUUGCUGCUAUACGUCAGAGGCUGCUUAAUGAGAAUAAAAUCCUCUGCAAGAUAUUCGACGAUAUCACAACCAAAACCGUCAAGCUGUCGAAAACUGCUGAAACUUGGUCUACUUUUCGCAAUGAGACUAUUAAGGAGAAUAAUAAAUUAAGUGUUGAAUUGAAGGAUCGGGGAAAAUUGAAGGAAUCAGAGGCUAAUGCCCUUGUGGAAUCUCUCGAAGAAGCUUUGAAGCACGCCAAAUCCCUAGUCAAAACAGACGUGGAAUCUGACUUAAAGAUAGAGGAAGCCCUAGCUGCACAAUGCAAUCAUAUCCGACAGUUUGCUGAUAGAGAAGAAAAGGUCGUCACUUCAGUUACCAAUGAAUUACUAACGCUAAUAACCUCUGCUAAUGAUGGGCAAAAGGCUUCUGUGUCUACUACAAUUACCGACUUGGACAAUUGUGUGGCUAAUUUGGAUACCUUGAGUAAAAGUGUCAAAGAUGCUAGUGAUACCUUUGAUAUUUUGACCGAUCGUACUUCCCAAACUGCUAAAGAAUGUAUGCUUUCAUCCCAUGGUCUUGGCAAACAACUCAAAGAUCAGUGCGCUCAGUGGGAGUCCAUUAGUUCUGACGCUAAUAUCUCCGACGAGAUUACUUCCAUCUCCUUCUUUGCUCAAACUGUCGAUGGAGUAAAGGAGCGCUUUACUAGGAUUAAGUCUACUGUCGAAAGUGCCAUGGGGAAAGUUGGAGAUGCUGUAGCUUCUGUAGAGGCUCGAAUUCCGGUGUUUAAGGAGAUACGCAGUGCACUGGUUCCACGUCUCCCUGUCUUGCUUUCUGAUCAUCUCUCGGAGGCAAUUCUGGAUUAUAGCCCAACUGGUGAGACUCCGUCAAGAAAGAAUUUGCCCUACCCGAAAAGCAUUCCUCGCACUGAGCGACACAGUAUUCUGCUUAGCCAAUUUCGAGAGGAUUAUGGAACUCUUCCACUGGCGGAUGUCUCAAAUGUUUUAAGUGCAGAACGUAGAAAAGGCGAUGGGUCUUCGAGUGUGUUGGCAUCUGAGGAAGAGAAUUCUGCUCUCAGUUUUAGAUCACGAACCAGUAGUGGAGUUGGUACAAUUUCUCCGAUAUCCCUUCCACUUCAGUCGUCAGUGGAGGACCUGCCAAAGGGUGUGAAAAGAGCUACCCCAAAGGGUGAUACAAAUUCGGAGCUCGGAACGCCUAUCGAUAAGGAAGGAAAGAGGAUCUAA